Rhododendron vialii is the source of this 417-nucleotide messenger RNA. Its product is annotated as 7-deoxyloganetin glucosyltransferase-like. Gene Ontology annotation, molecular function: UDP-glycosyltransferase activity. The record is from RefSeq and is a predicted model, not a curated record. The transcript has a single exon. NCBI's taxonomy places the organism in Eukaryota, Viridiplantae, Streptophyta, Magnoliopsida, Ericales, Ericaceae. The coding region runs from base 1 to 417 and encodes 138 amino acids.
AUGACCCCGCAGCAACUAUGUGAGUUUGCUUGGGGCAUUUGCAAUAGAAACCAGCCAUUUCUUUGGAUAAUUACACCAGAUUUCACCAAGGGCCAAUUGGCAACUCUGCCACUCGAGUUCUUGAAAAAGACUAAAGAAAGGGGUCUGAUAGCCACAUGGAGCCCCCAGGAGCAAGCUCUUGCCCACCCUUCAAUCGGAGUGUUUGUGAGUCAUUUUGGGACUAGCUCAAUGCUUGCAAGCAUUUGUGCUGGAGUGCCUAUGAUCGGUUGGCCGUAUUUUGGUCCUGACCAUCAAGAGACCUGUCGAUAUAGCUGUAACAGAUGGGGUAUCGGGAUGAAGAUCAACGAGGAUAUGGAGAGGGAAGAAGUGGAAAGUCUGGUUCGCGAGUUGAUGGAGGGGAUGUGGGUAAAGCGUUGA